Molecule: messenger RNA, 774 nt
Organism: Eimeria tenella
Lineage: Eukaryota; Apicomplexa; Conoidasida; Eucoccidiorida; Eimeriidae
Product: SAG family member (sag5)
Exons: 4
Coding region: 1-774 (257 amino acids)
Source: RefSeq, a predicted model, not a curated record
AUGCUUCAUCGGAAUAUCCGAAAGCUAUUGAGCGCCUCGCUACUGGUGCUGAGCGGCUCAAUUUUGGGCAGCUCACAAGGAAAUCAGCCAACAAUCAAGUACACCGCAUCCCGCGGGGAAAAUGUGAUAUGCCUCGGCGAGGUCAACACUGCGCGCGAGGCAGCUGGGUUGCCCAACUUCGGAGAGGCCUCAGGGGACGGACAAUUGAGUGAUCCAGGCACUUCAGAGUUACAACCAGAUACCGAAUGGAGAAAACUCUGCGAAUAUUUGAUUCCAACGCAAACAGAACCUGCAAAGGCGGCAAGUGCAGCGAAACCAUUUGAACAAGGAAUAUAUGCGUUCAAGUCCCUCACCACCGCAGAACCUAACUGCAAGGAGGCAGUUGAUUACUGGAAGUCAGCCUUCAAAAACUUCUCCGGACUGCCUCCAUCAAAGAGCCAAGCAGGACAGCUGUACAACAGCCAGGACAACGUUUCUUUUGUAGCCUUGUACAACCCCUCAUCCGAUGCCACUGCAGAUUGUCGAGUUAUCACUUGCACUAAAACCACUACCACUGGAGGGUCGGAGCAACAAAGUGAUCCACAGGAAAGCAAGGAAUAUGGCUACGGGAUGAUUUGCAAGACGAUACCUACCGCUUUUACAAACAACGAUUCUGUUCCAUUUACGCAGGAUCAGUGGGACAGAAUCAUAUCUUCGCUCACGGGGUCAGCUUCAGUCGCCAUCCCAGGUUUUGGUGUAUUUUUACUCGCAGUCUUUAGUCUGACAGCGCUAUGA